Glycine soja is the source of this 867-nucleotide messenger RNA. RefSeq lists its product as uncharacterized. NCBI's taxonomy places the organism in Eukaryota, Viridiplantae, Streptophyta, Magnoliopsida, Fabales, Fabaceae. The coding region runs from base 185 to 679 and encodes 164 amino acids. The record is from RefSeq and is a predicted model, not a curated record. The transcript is spliced from 3 exons.
UGAUUUGCUUCUUUACUCUCCCAUUUGCUUCCGAACAAGCUUUUUAUUUAUUUAUUUAUUUGUUACAAUCUCAAGAGCUUAAUAUAAUGUUUCCAUUUUUUAGUCUUUAAUCCAUUCUUUUCUUCUUCCUUUUUGUGGUGUUUUUGUGUAUACAUAUUCAGAUUUAAGUGGUGGGUCAGCUACUAUGGCUUCGUCUCUCUUACUGGCGGUGGUGGUUGUGCUUGAUAUGGUUGCUUUUGCUCUCGCUGUUGCUGCAAAGCAAAGAAGGAAUACUGCCUCGUUAAAUAAAGACAGUGCAGGUAGAAACUACUGUCAAUAUGACUCAGACAUUGCAACCAACCUAGGAGUGGGGUCCUUUUUUAUCCUAGUUGCCAGUCAAGUGAUCAUUAUGGUUGUAACUAGAUGCCUGUGCUGUGGGAAAGCUAUGAGACCCAGUGGAUCAAGAUCAUGGGCAAUUUGCUUAUUCAUCACUAGUUGGUAUUGUAUGAUCCAGGGUAACAUUUUUCAUUGCUGCUUCGUGCCUGCUAGCGGGUUCUGUGAGGAAUGCUUACCACACCAAUUACCGCGAUCUCAUGGGAGAGAGAGCACCUUCAUGCCAGACCUUGAGGAAGGGAGUGUUUGGAGCUGGAGCUGCUUUCAUUAUUUUCAAAGGCAUAACCUCAGACCUUUAUUAUGUUAGUUUUUCGAAAGCUAAUAAUAAUGGUCCUCCUCCCUAUGCUAGGGACACUGGUGUGAGGAUGGGAAAUUUGUAGUAGUAGUAGUAGUGUGGGGAAAUUGUUUGUAAUAUUAACUAUUAAGUUGGAUGUGAAAAGCUACCUGUAAAUUAUUAUGAAUUAUUGGUUGAAAAUAAGACCCCCCCCCCCCCCC